Etheostoma cragini (Arkansas darter) is the source of this 3624-nucleotide messenger RNA. It is a transcript of the gene gmcl1, whose product is annotated as germ cell-less, spermatogenesis associated. The transcript has 15 exons. Gene Ontology annotation, biological process: germ cell development. Bases 428 to 1939 code for a protein of 503 amino acids. The record is from RefSeq and is a predicted model, not a curated record. NCBI's taxonomy places the organism in Eukaryota, Metazoa, Chordata, Actinopteri, Perciformes, Percidae. Gene Ontology annotation, molecular function: protein binding.
GCAGAGCAGCCACCUGUGACGUAGAAUGCUACUUCUAACCAUCAAAAGAAGAAGAAUAACAAAAGCAGCCACAGAUUUUCAGGGCAGUACGAUAGACAGUCUAUGGGCAGUACACACAAUCCCCCCUGGGCAAACAUUUACUCUUAUUUAGAAGAAAAAAUGUAAGUUAACUGGAACCGAAGAAUGGUUUGCGGUCUGGAAGCUUGUGUGAAUUAGCAGCUUGUCAGAAGCAACGCUGUUAUUGUUUUCAGACCUGUUUUCGUAUGUGAAUCCCGGCAGCUAAGCUAGCUCCGAGGUUAGCUCCUCUCCAACUGGCUCGUCAACGUCAGACAGACUUUCUGACCUGAGAUAGUCAGCCCGUGUUUACCGUCCAAAUUAACCCUACACAUCUCCCUUAGCCUGCUCGGUGCUACUCGACAGUGUAGAUAUGGGAAGUCUGGGCAGUAGGUUCCAGUCCCCCUCUCAGGGACCAGAGGAAGCUGCAGAAGGCACAAAUAACAGCCACAAGCAUGGAUGUGAGUGUCAGAAGAGGAAACGAAAUGCUCCGUGUGACUGUGACAGUGAACAAGAGGAGGACGAUGCCAUACUGGAUACACCUCGCAGGAAGAAAUUGAAAAGCACCUCCCGAUACAUUUAUCAGACUUUGUUUUUGAAUGGGGAGAACAGUGACAUCCGCAUCUGUGCUCUGGGACAGGAGUGGAACCUCCACAAAGUCUACCUGUGUCAGUCAGGGUAUUUCUCCAGCAUGUUCAGCGGCUCUUGGAAGGAGUCCAGUAUGAUGGAAAUUAAUUUGGAGAUCCCCGACCACAACAUUGACACUGAAGCCCUGCAAGUCGUAUUUGGAUCCCUGUACCGGGAUGAUGUUCUGAUCAAGCCCAGCAGAGUUGUCAGUAUUCUUGCAGCUGCUUGUAUGCUACAGCUGGAUGGUUUGAUCCAGCAGUGUGGAGAGACUAUGAAGGAAAAUAUCAGUGCGAAGACCGUGUGUGGCUACUAUGCUUGCGCCAGCAUCUAUGGCUUGGAUUUAGUCAUGAAAAAGUGUCUUGAGUGGCUUCUGAACAACCUGAUGACCCACCAAAAUGUCGACCUGAUGAAAGAGCUUGGGGCAGAGGUGAUGGAGCAGCUCAUUCAGUCUUCUGACCUGUUUGUCAUGCAGGUGGAGAUGGAUGUAUACACUGCUCUGAAAAAAUGGAUGUUUCUGCAGCUCAACCCGUCAUGGGACGGCCCAAUUAAGCAGCUUCUGGCUGAUGCUGAUGCCUGGCUUUGCAAACGCAGGACAGACUUGAGUGAGAAAGAGCCCUUCUUGAACACAGAGGAGGGUGAACCUUUCCGGUCAGUGUUCAAAUAUGUUCGUCUCCAGUAUAUUAUCAAUGAUCUUGCAUCUGCACGCAUUCUGGAGAGAGACAACAUUUUGCCCCCUGAUUGGUUAACGUUGGUGUACAAAAACCAGUGGUUCGCUAUGCUCCGGACAGAAUUUGACAAUGAUAAUGGUCCCCAGGAAGCCAACAAAGACGAGUUUGAGCUGAGCAGUAUGAGGUGCGGCAGGAAACUGACUAAAGAUGGAGAUUACUGCUGGCGGUGGACAGGCUUUAACUUUGGUUUUGAUCUGUUGGUGACCUACACAAACCGUUUCAUAGUCUUCAAAAGAAAUACUCUGAGUCAGCCAUGUGGAGGUGCUGUGAGUCUGCAACCUCGAAGGCAUCUGGCAUUCCGGUUACGUCUUGCCUCUUUUGAUAGCCGUGGAAAGCUGGUCUGCAGUCGCUCAACAGGUUACCAACUUCUCACUCUCGAGAAAGACCAGGAGUAUGUGGUGAUGAACCUUGACAGCCGGUUGUUAACAUUCCCCCUCUACGUGUGCUGUAACUUCCUGUAUACGUCGCCUCACUCUGACCCCCGUCCAGAUUCUUCAGAACAAGAAAGCACUGCUCGCAGCGUGUCCUGAUGCCUGUUCCGCUGCCAUUAACUAUUACUAUUCCUCUGGGAAAGCUGAGACACUGACACAAGCUUGUACGUACAAUCCACCGCCACAUUUAACAUCACUUUGACAUUGGACAUACUAUCUGCAUGCUGCGUAACCCAGUGAGGUGUUUAGGGGAAAUGUUUGGUAUCUGUGUAUCCAGUGUUUUUGGCGCAAUAAGAAUUAGCUAUACAUACAUGGGGUUUACAGUGACAGACACAGAGACAAAGAGAGUGGCUAAGAGAGAUUCGGCCACCUUUGUCUUUAAAGCAGCUUUGAAUUCUGGAUGUCUGCCAUGGACUGUCUGCACUGGCAUGUUGGACUAUUGCUCAAGAUGGAAAACCCCCAGGUCAUUUAUAUUAAUGGAACCACUCUGGAAUUAAUUUAUCAGUGUGUAUGGGGGCAUUAUCACCCUGAAAUACGGGAACAUCACGAGGGAACAGCUCCAGAGGGACCAUUAUUGACUUGUACGGUGAUGUGGUGAGAGGUGUGACCCUGCACUCUACUGAUGGACGGGCUCAAAAACUCACCUCUCUUUGUCACAUUACUUGCCAACACUUAAAAGCUGAAAAAAAGAGUUCAAGUCUGACACAACACUUUUACCACCCGCUGCUUUUUGGUUAUAGAGAGAUGUCAUACCUGCUGCCACAUACCACCUGCACUCCAUGUAAGCACCCUUGUCCCAAUGGAGUGCAGCUGAUGACACUCAACGGCAUCACUUUUGAAUUUUGAAUUACAAAGAACAAACUGAGAGAAGCUGUAAAUGCAGCAGUUUCAGUCUGUGUUUUAACACUAUUUAACCCUGGAGGUCCACCUCACUCAGUCCUAAUCUAGUCUACAUCAGAGCAGCUUCUGUUUUUCAGAUUGGAAAGUCUCCCACCUCUUCAGUAAACUGGGGGAAACCACAUUACAACACCCAGAUUAUACACUGUAUCAAGAAUCUUUUGUACUUUGUAAAUAACAUUUCCUGCAAUGUUCACAUUAUAACAUAACAUUGCAUAUAAGUGAUAAAAGUAAAGUCACAAAGCCCAAGUAGCCAAAGUAAACCUGCAUUGUGAGGUCAAUAAUCCAGAUUAAACCAAUAAUCUGUAUUCAUGAGACAUGAGCCUUCAGGAGUUUUCGUGCAUUAGCCUCAUUUACAAAGCAUACACUUUGACAUACGCUCAUUGAUACCAGCUUUCUGAUGUUCACAGCAUUUUGUGAAAACUCCAAACAAACAAACUUUGACUGACUACAGAUUUUGAGACAUUCUGCCGUGUUUACCAGCUAUACUGUCAAAUCUCCAUUUACUGCUGUUACUGGAAUCCACUGAUCCUGUUUUGCAGUGCAGUUUGUCCUUUGACACAUUAAGACGCACUGUUUAGACUGCUCCCAUCAACACAUGAAGUACUUUUGCAGUUAUGUUGUUUUACACGUUUGUACUAUGAUUAGGCAGUUUUGUAAAUCUGUUACCUCAUGCUGUUUUGAAAACCUGUAAAGCGUACAUAUACUGCCAAUACAUUCUCAGUAUGACUCGCCUGUAUAGCUGUAACUGUCUUGAAGUUUAAGGUGUUUUUUAUUUAUAUUUAUUUUAUGACUUCAUUUUUAUUUGUAUGGAUUUUUUUUGCGAACGAAAAUACAAUUUUCAACAGCCAAUAAAUCUGCCCAUUCACAUGGGCUGUGGUGCUAUC